AUGCACCUCGCAUUCUUUUGGAUAUCCAAUGAGCACAAGGAGGGAAAACAAUGUGCCUCUAAACCACAAGCUCCUCUAUCCACCCUCCUCUUCAAAACCAACCAAAUUUAACAGAGGAGUACAAACAAGAAUAGGGAGGUCAGAUAAGUGGGAAUGGCUUUGGAAACCUGUUUCCAAAUGAGCACCGUUGCUUCCACAACUACAACAGCUAGUAGAGCCAGAUUUUUGCAAGCCCACCACCACUUCUCCUGCAAGGAAAAGCAUAUUUGGCCAGCGAGCAGUGGAUUCAAGAGAGCUAUUUCAUCCCUCCCAUCAUCACCGAAUCCAUCCAUGUCGAUCCUUCCAGUUAACAACCGUUGCACUCGUUUCAUCUGUCAAGCUAAAAAUGUAGUAGAUGAAGUGUUGGUGGCGAAUGAAGCAAACUGGGACAACAUGGUCAUUGGCUGUGAGGCACCAGUGUUGGUAGAUUUUUGGGCACCUUGGUGUGGUCCAUGCCGGAUGAUUGCACCGGUGAUCGAUGAAUUGGCCAAAGACUAUGCUGGAAAGAUCGUCUGCUGCAAGGUUAACACCGACGAUUGCCCGAACAUCGCAUCCAAGUAUGGGAUUCGGAGCAUCCCAACUGUUCUACUCUUCAAGAAUGGCGAUAAGAAAGAGAGUGUCAUUGGAGCAGUGCCAAAGAGCACAUUGUGUGAUAUUAUAGACAAAUAUUUGGAAAUGUGAUUAGGUUCUUAAUUGUAUGAUCAGGUAAAUGCAGACCAUGGUUGUCAUGUUACAUCAUGGCAUUGUAUAAUUUCACAAAGUUACUGUCUGUAAGUUUCUCUUCUUUCAUUCCUUUUUCUUUUCGAUAUUUCUAAAAUCUAAAUUUUCGAAGGAAGCUUUCUGUUAAA
Molecule: messenger RNA, 887 nt
Organism: Elaeis guineensis (African oil palm)
Lineage: Eukaryota; Viridiplantae; Streptophyta; Magnoliopsida; Arecales; Arecaceae
Product: thioredoxin M-type, chloroplastic
Cellular component (GO): cytoplasm
Molecular function (GO): protein-disulfide reductase activity
Source: RefSeq, a predicted model, not a curated record